This is a messenger RNA of Plasmopara halstedii, 606 nucleotides long. Its product is annotated as Transcriptional regulator. Gene Ontology annotation, biological process: regulation of DNA-templated transcription. Gene Ontology annotation, cellular component: nucleus. Bases 1 to 606 code for a protein of 201 amino acids. Lineage: Eukaryota; Oomycota; Peronosporomycetes; Peronosporales; Peronosporaceae. The record is from RefSeq and is a predicted model, not a curated record. The transcript has a single exon.
AUGAACUCACUUGUGGUCGCUUAUGGUUCAUCGACGGAUGAAGAAGAAGACCCGGCAUUACUUCCCGAUACCCCGUCGGUCAUUGCUGUUGCUUCGCCAACUCCAGGUUCUAUAAAGUCUUCACCAGAAAAUUCUUUUUCCGUUACCGAUGUAGAACCAAGCUCCGAUAGUAAGGUUGUAGAGGCAAGUGAAAUAUUACAGUCCGAUUUCGUCGAUAAACCAGAUCAUUAUGCUGAUGACAAAGACGAGGAAAUGAUGCUUCUACGUGCUGGAAUCCCACCAGCAGUCACUCCGCAAAAUGAAAAUAGCGAGGCACAGCAACGUAUCGAGCGAUUUUUGCGGGUGCAGCAAGAUCGUGGUCAGGAUUUUCAGACAACGCUGCAAGACAAGAAGGAAGUACGCAAUCCGUAUAUUCUCGAAAAGGUAGUCGAGUAUUUUGGUAUCGAUGAGCAGCACUCUAACUUUUCUCCGCGCGUAUUCGAUCCUCAUGGCUUGCCAUUACACGAGUUUGCUGAUGCACUGGCAUUAGAACAAAAAAAGCGAGCAGAUGCUCGAGCACAGCGUCAACAACAUCAGCAACGAGGAGGAGACUUUCGUAAACUUUAG